AGACGAGGCUGCGGGACAGAGGUUUGCUUGCUUUUUUUCGCCGUUAUGUCUGUUAUCUGCGAGUUUUGUAGUGACUUGAUAUCAGUUCUCUACGUUUGCCUCCACGAGUCUCGCCUUCGGGGCUGUCUUUGGACAAGAUGAGAGUUCCAUCCAAUUCGACAGUGACAAACCAGAGCUCAGUGAAGCAAUAUUUUCGCAGUGGAGAAGAGCAGGAGAUACCCAAACCUUGGACACAAGAAAUGCCAAUAUACUCCCCGGCUCCAGUUCAAUCUGUAUAUGAAUCCGCAGAUGUCUCUGUUUUUGGUUCACCAUAUAGUUUGGAUAGGGCUGGAGAGGCGGAUGGAAUGGGGUUCUCGAACCAUGACGAGAUGGUUGAGCAAGUCGCAAUGCUCAAUUUCUAUGAGCAUAUGAUGAGCAAUAAAUCUUCCAGUAAUCAAAUUGCCAAAGAAAAUAUGUGGGGAGAAUCUUCAAGUAAUGUGGCUAGCAACCCAAGUUUUCAAGGCACGAGAACAGACAACUUAGUAUCUGACAUGCAGAAUGGAGAUAAGGAAGUGAGACCUGUUGAAGAGACUUUUGGGUAUAUAGAUGCUGCUCGAUUUUGGAGUGAUAACAUGAAUGAUACAGAUUCUAGUCAUUCAUCACCCAAAGCUAGUACAUCCACAGCUUCAAUAACGACACUCACACCACAAGAAAUACGUUCCGACAACCCUUUCAUCAACGCCUCAAGUCCAACACCUAUACAAACCAACGUGCCAACCAGCUGCAUAAUCUGCAUCGAAGACUUGACACCCACGCUCUCCCCACCCCCCUUCAUCACCCCAUCCUGCACCCAUCAACCUUCACUCUGCACCUCCUGCCUCUCAAAAUGCAUCACCACGGGCCUGACCACCAAACCCUGGAACCAACUCACCUGCCCCGAAUGCCCCGUCCCGCUCACCUACCCGGACAUCCGCCGGCACGCCACGCCCUCAACCUUCGCCCGCUACGAAGAACUGUCCUUCCGCAGCGCCGUCGGCGCUGAUGCCGAUUUCGUCUGGUGUCCAGCGCCCAACUGCGGGUUUGGACAGCUGCAUGCGACGGGGAUGGAGCAGCCGAUUGUGCGGUGCGAGAAGUGUGGGUUUCGGUCUUGUUUUCGGCAUGGCGGGGUGUGGCAUGAGAGGUUGAGCUGCGAGGAGUUUGAGGAGAUGCAGAGAGAGCGGGUUUGGAAAAGGCAGGUUGAAGAGGAGGCUAGUAUGUCGACGGUGGAGAAGACGACUAAGAAGUGUCCUGGUUGUUCGUGGCCGAUUGAGAAGAAUGCUGGGUGUGCGCAUAUGACUUAUACGAAGUGUUGUGCACAAUUCUGCUGGAACUGCUUCGCGGAUCACAAAAAGAUCGAUAGAUACGGAAAUGACCAGCAUGACGUGAACUGCCAAUUUCAUACAGACAAUCUACCGCAUUGA
Messenger RNA from Mollisia scopiformis, 1439 nucleotides. RefSeq lists its product as uncharacterized. The transcript has 4 exons. Gene Ontology annotation, molecular function: zinc ion binding; ubiquitin conjugating enzyme binding; ubiquitin protein ligase activity. NCBI's taxonomy places the organism in Eukaryota, Fungi, Ascomycota, Leotiomycetes, Helotiales, Mollisiaceae. Gene Ontology annotation, cellular component: cytoplasm; ubiquitin ligase complex. The record is from RefSeq and is a predicted model, not a curated record. The coding region runs from base 138 to 1439 and encodes 433 amino acids. Gene Ontology annotation, biological process: ubiquitin-dependent protein catabolic process; positive regulation of proteasomal ubiquitin-dependent protein catabolic process; protein polyubiquitination.